Danaus chrysippus (African queen) is the source of this 1830-nucleotide messenger RNA. The record is from the annotation of a GenBank genome assembly. Lineage: Eukaryota; Metazoa; Arthropoda; Insecta; Lepidoptera; Nymphalidae.
AUGUGGCAACCACGGGACAUAAGUCAAAUUUGCUCAGAAACGCAAUCAAACUUAACGCAAUGUUCUCCAGCCGGGUUUAUGUAUCUGGCACUGCUAGUUCGUCUUUUCGGUGGAGUGAAUUAUACUGUUAAUGAGGAUACUGAACGGUCAAAGGAAAAUAAGGAAAAUAAAUUUAGUAGCGGAAAAGAUAAAGAUGAGACAAAAGAAAGCCAUGAAUAUGAUUUCAUUAUUGUUGGGGCUGGAUCAGCUGGUUGUGUGUUAGCAAACAGAUUAUCAGAAGAAGAACAAUGGCGGAUACUCUUGAUAGAAGCUGGAUCUGAGGAACCAGAUAUAACAAUGAUACCAUCAUUAUACAAAGCAUUAAAAGGAUCUUCGUUAGAUUGGAACUAUAGCACACAACCGGAAGAAAUGAGUUGCAGAUCCAUGAAAGGACAUACGUGUGAUUUUACUCGUGGAAAAACCAUGGGAGGUUCGAGCGCUAUAAAUACCCUUUUGUAUAUGAGAGGUAAUAGACGUGAUUAUGACCAUUGGGAGGAAAUAGGCAACUAUGGAUGGGGCUAUGAUGAGCUCUUGCCUUACUUUAGAAAAUCUGAAAAUAAUAAAGCUGUUGAAGCAUUUGAUACGUAUCAUCACGGAACAGGUGGACCUAUAACUGUAGAGAGAUAUUCUUAUUAUGAUAUUAAUAAUUUUAUGAUUCUCGAAUCAUUUAAAGAAUUGCAUAUCCCAGAAAUAGAUUUAACUGCAGAAGAUAAUAUUGGUGUCAACAUAGGUUUAUCAACUUCUAAAGACGGAAGAAGGGUAUCAGAAAAUGUGGCUUACAUCAAACCCAUUCGUGAUGUAAGAAAGAAUCUUGAUAUUAUAACAAACGCUUUUGUGACCAAAUUAAUUAUAGACCAUGAAACAAAAACGACCUUAGGUGUUACCUAUGAGAAAAAUGGCAAAUCUUACAAUGUUUAUGCUAAAAAGGAAGUGAUAUCUAGUGGUGGAACUGUUAAUUCCCCAAAAUUAUUGAUGGUAUCUGGUAUUGGGCCUAGAGAGCAUUUGGAGAGUUUGAAUAUAUCUGUUGUUGCUGACUUAUCUGUCGGUCAUAACUUACAAGACCACGUUACUACAAACGGUUUUAUUAUGUCUCUGUCGAAUAAAACUGCCACCAACGUUAGCUCUGAGCAAUUGUUAGAAGAGGUGCAACGGUACCAUGACCAGGAACCGAAAAAGUAUGGACCAUUGGCGACAACAAAUGUUGCCGGUACUACUGCGUUUAUAAAAACUAAGUACUCUCGUGAAAGUACACCAGAUAUACAAUUUAUUUUUGAAGGUAUUAAUAAUGUUGCAGAGUUUUAUUCUGAUCCGCAGGCUUAUUUAACGAGUGACACUUUUACUGCUUCUUUUGAUAGACUUUUCUGUAAACCUCUUUUAAUAAAACCAUGCAGUAGAGGUAUCAUUUUGCUUAAUAAUAACGACCCUGUUCACGGGAACCCUCUAAUUUAUCAGCGUUUUUUUACUGAGAAGGAAGAUAUAGAUGUUCUUAUAGAGGGUUUUAAGUUUAGUGUAAGUUUAGAAGAAACUGAAGCAUUUAAAAAAUUUGGAGCGCAUUUUGUACUUACUGAGUAUACUGCUACUAUUUAUCAUCCUGUUGGAACUUGUAAAAUGGGACCUUCAUCGGAUAAAGACGCAGUUGUCGAUCCUAGAUUACGGGUGUACGGUGUCAAACGGUUAAGAGUUGUUGAUGCAUCUGUAAUGCCGUUUAUACCUAGAAUCAAUAUAAAUAUACCAACAGUCACAAUAGCAGAAUAUAUAUCGGAUCUAAUCAAAUCUGAAUAUAAGCAAUAA